Messenger RNA from Penicillium cosmopolitanum, 864 nucleotides. RefSeq names its product rRNA-processing protein UTP11. The record is from RefSeq and is a predicted model, not a curated record. Gene Ontology annotation, biological process: rRNA processing. Lineage: Eukaryota; Fungi; Ascomycota; Eurotiomycetes; Eurotiales; Aspergillaceae. Bases 1 to 864 code for a protein of 287 amino acids. Gene Ontology annotation, cellular component: small-subunit processome; nucleolus. The transcript has 3 exons.
AUGUCUUCGAUGCGCAACGCCGUCCAGCGGCGAAACCACCGCGAGCGUGGCCAGCUCCAGGGCCGUGAGAAAUGGGGUAUUCUCGAGAAGCACAAGGAUUACUCACUCCGCGCAAAAGACUACAAUGAUAAGAAGGCGAAGCUGAAGCGCCUCGAAGAGAAGGCGCGCGAUCGGAACCCCGAUGAGUUCAACUUCGGUAUGAUGGGCGAUCGGAACAAUGUGCAGGGACGACAUGGACGAGGCACUGGCGUCUCGCGAGAUUCGGCAGCAGCUCGCGGACUGAGCCACGAUGCUAUCAAACUCCUCAAGACCCAAGACAAGGGGUAUCUGCGGACCGCUGGAGAGCGCAUUCGCCGCGAAAUUGAGCGCCUGGAGCGCGACGUGCAGCUGCAGAAUGGCAUGAACGAUGCUCUAGGCACAAAGAGGCAAGAAAAGGAACUCGCCGAGGACGACGACGAGUUCGGCGGAUUUGAUGAUCUGGAUGAUCUCGACUUUGAUGCCCCAUCACAGAAGAAGAAAUCGCGCAAAGUAGUCUUUGCCGACGACCGCGGCGAGCAGCGAACGCUGAAGAAGAAGCGUGAUCAGGAUGAAGAUGGCAUGGAGGAGGACUCUGACAAGGAAACAUCCACCCGCAAGACUCCUAAAGCAACUGGCCGCCGAACGGCAAGCGCGCGCCGAGCACGAAAGCUCCGCAAGCGUGCCGUCGAGGCCCGGGACAACAAAUUGACGGCGUUACGCAAUCAGUUCGCCGAGAUUCAGGCGGCUGAGAAUGAAGUUGACUGGCAACGGGCUAAGAUGGACAACAUGAUUGGAGGCACAAACAAGAAUGGAGUCAAGUGGAAGAUCCGCGAGCGCAAGCGUUAG